AUGCCUUCAGUCACACUAUCAGCCAAAAGCACCACGGCAUGGCUGCCCAGUCUCGACGAGUCCGACACCGAAAGCGACCAGGACUCGCUGUUCGACCAUGAACUGCCCACCUUCAACGAAGCUGUGGCCACCACCUUCAUCUCCCCUAGGCUCACCAUUGAGGCGUCACGAGACCUGAACAUCAUCGACAUGACCGUCAAGCUGACUCAGAAGACUAGGGACUCUAAGACCACUCUCGUCCAGUGGAAUAUCAACUCGGUAAAGCACAAACUGGUCCAACCUUCGUCGAGUGAACACACGGCUGAGAGCUUCAUGGUUCCGCAGGGAAAACACCACUUUGAACUGGCGGGGUUCCUAGACUCGACGAUUCCAGAGUCAAUCGAGAUAACCAAGAAACAACCCCUUUCAAAGGUGAGACUGCUGGGCCAAAAGAAAUCUGCCAAUGAUGGAAAGAACAAACCUCCUGCUCUGUAUGUUGUCUAUAGAAUGGAAAUAAGCUGGAGGAAAAAGAAGCAACUGAACCCUUUGGGUAAGCCAGUUGAACAUUUUCAUUCUAUUCCUUUCUACUUCAGAAGACAACCUAUUGAGCAGCUGUCUAUGCCUAUUGUCUUGUCGUCAGCAUGGGCUCAGAAGGCUGACACCACCUAUCUUUUCUCAGCGAAAACAAUCUCGUUCGAUGACACUAUCAGGGCCAACAUUUCUAUCUCACCUCUCGUCAAGUCACUGAGACUCACAAGUGUACACUUUUCAAUCAUCGAAAACGAGGGGGAUCCUGUCAGAGUGUACAACGUCUACUGCCAACAUUACAUGACGCCUGAUCUGCUUGAACAGCAUGAAAACGAACUCAAGGAGAUUGAAGAGAGCGGCUACGAGUACAAACAACACUUUCUGGACACAUGUUGCAAGGGAAAUCUUCUCGACUACGGCUCAGACCACACAGAUCUAAACUACAAGUUUUCGCUGAGGAAAUUCACAGACCACAUCAACCCAACCACAAAGACAAGCCAUCCAGCGCCCACCUCACACUCUCUCCAGAGCACGCUGAGAUUCUCGUUACUGGAGACCCAAGGUAACAUUAAGAGAAGACGAUUCUUCGACCAUAAUAUCAGCACUCCUGUGACGAUCUUCCAUCGAGAAAACGCUCUAAGCAACGACACUGAUCCAAGUUUGCCAUUGCCAGUACGAUCCGUGGCCUCCUUACCUGAGAAGCAACCACCACUACCGGCUUACGAGAGCUAG
This is a messenger RNA of Yarrowia lipolytica CLIB122, 1239 nucleotides long. RefSeq lists its product as uncharacterized. The record is from RefSeq and is a predicted model, not a curated record. Lineage: Eukaryota; Fungi; Ascomycota; Dipodascomycetes; Dipodascales.